AUGGGAGGCUAAGAUAAAUUAAAUAAUCCUGAGGAGUAUGAAUUAUAGCAAGUUCUUAAACUCCAUGACUAGGAAAGCAAUUAAGAAAUCAUAUAAAUACCACCUCCAGUAAAAAAAGAGGAUGGAGGUAUUACAGAGGAUCAAAUGAGAUAUAAAAUAUACAAUUUCUUGUUUGAAGAAGAGCUGACUCUUAAAAAUACUCCUUCAAAGGUCUUAAACUUACUUCGUGCUUCUAUCCCAAACAUAUUUACUCAGCUUAGUACAACAUUCUUCUUGUUUGUAAAUAUGUACUUCAUUCAAAAGACAAAAAGUCCUCUUAUAGUUGGUGCUUAUGGCUUAGCUACCACAUGGUUCCAUUCUGCUUGUUAUUCUGCAUUACUUUCUUUGAAUAAUGGAUUGUUUACUCAAGUAGCUUAAGCUUAUGGAGCAUAGAAUUUCAAACUUAUUGGAUAGUUAUUUAAUAAAGCAUUAUCUAUAGCACUCACUUUCUCUUGUCUUGCAUUAAUUAUGAUUCUAAAUACAGCUAAUAUUAUGAUAUUUUUUGGAAUCAAAGAAGAAACAGCUAUAAUAGCUUAAGAAUUUGUUGUAUGGUUGAUCCCUUCAUUAUUUUUAGUAGCAAUAUCUGAUUGUUUGAGAAAUGCUCUUUUAGGUAUUUAAAAGAUGGAUCUAGUCAUGAAUUCCUAUAUGCUUUCUUAUUUGAUGCAUCCUAUAUGGCUUCUUAUUUUCUUUGACCAUUUUGGAAUGGUAGUAAUCGGUAUGUCACUUGCAAGAUGCAUUUCUGAUUUAAAUAUUUUACUCAAUCUGUUAUACAACAUUCACAAAGAAAAGAAAACAUGCAAAAUAUUAAAUGAAAUAUAUUAGCCCUUUUUUGAAAUGGAAACUCUUAGAGGAUGGUUAAAAUAUUUAAAGGUUGCUAUCCCAGUAGGAUCUAUUGUUUAUUUAGAAUGGGCUUUUUAUGAAGUCACAACUAUUAUUGUUGGUAUGCUUUAAGAUGAUAAUUAAUUAGCUGGUCAUACUUCUUUCUAAAGUAUGACAUUAUUCUUUUACAUGAUGCCUUUAGGUCUUUCUAUGAGUGUUAAUUCUUUCUUAGGUAGCUGUGUUGGUGAUGGAAAAAAGAAAAUAGCAAUUAAUUUCUAUAAAAUUUCAAUAUAUGCUUGUCUAUUAGAAAUUGUUGUUUUCAUGAUUGUUGGUGUCGUGUUACAUCCUAUAUUUAGAAGCUUUUUAGUUACUUCAGAAGAAAUUGGUUAUUAUUAUGAUAUAUGCUAUAACAUUUAUAUUUUUGGAUAUAUAAUUCCUGAUUACAUAUAGUGCAUUUUUGGUGCUAUCCUUCGUUCUGCAGGUCUUGAGUAAAGAGCCAUGAUGAUUUACAUUAUUGGGUUCUACGCUAUAGGUUUCCCUACUUCUCUUUUCAUGGUUUUCACUUUAGAUUUAGAAGUUGCUGGUAUAUGGUAUGGUCUUAUUAUAGCUUCUGGAGCAUCUUCCUUGAUAUUUUACUAUGAAAUUCAAAGAAUGGAUUGGGAUAAAUGCAUAGAAUUUGUAAAGGAAAGAGUAGAUAACGAAAAAUAAGAAUAAGAAAAUUUAAAGUAAGUUAGCAACAGAAUGUCUUCAAUGAUGGGAAACCAUGAUUUGUAAGUUGCUUAAAUUAGACCUAGCAUGCUUUGA
Molecule: messenger RNA, 1662 nt
Organism: Tetrahymena thermophila SB210
Lineage: Eukaryota; Ciliophora; Oligohymenophorea; Hymenostomatida; Tetrahymenidae
Product: MATE efflux family protein
Exons: 6
Biological process (GO): xenobiotic detoxification by transmembrane export across the plasma membrane
Cellular component (GO): membrane
Molecular function (GO): xenobiotic transmembrane transporter activity; antiporter activity
Source: RefSeq, a predicted model, not a curated record